AUGUCUACUGACAAUAAAGAAUUUUUUCCUGAUAUUAAACCAAUAAAAUAUAAUCCACAAGCAUCAAUCGAUGAUGUAUUAGUAUUUAAACAUUAUAAUCAAGAUGAAAUUAUUUUGGGUAAACCUAUGCAUGAAUGGCUUCGUUUUUCAGUUUGUUUUUGGCAUACAUUUCGUGGUAUUGGUGCUGAUAUAUUUGGUGCACCAACAUUUGAUCGUCCUUGGGAUCAACAAACAGAUGCAAUGACAAAUGCAAAAAAUCGUCUUCGAGCAGCUUUUGAAUUUUUUACAAAACUUGGUAUAAAAUAUUUUACAUUUCAUGAUCGAGAUAUAGCACCUGAAUGUGAAACAAUUGAAGAAACAGAAACAAAUUUAGAUGAAAUUGUUCAAUUAACUAAAGAAUUACAAAAACAAACAGGAAUUAAAUGUUUAUGGGGUACAGCUAAUUUAUUUUCCAAUCCAAGAUAUAUGAAUGGUGCAGCAACAAAUCCUGAUGCACAUGUUUUUGCUUAUGCUGCUGCUCAAGUUAAAAAAGCAAUGGAAGUGACACAUGAAUUAGGUGGAGAAAAUUAUGUAUUUUGGGGUGGACGUGAAGGUUAUAUGUCAUUACUUAAUACAAAUGUUCGAAAAGAAUUAGAUCAUUUAGCAACAUUCUUACGAAUGGCUGUUGAACAUAAAAAAAAGAUUGGUUUUAAAGGACAAUUACUUAUUGAACCAAAACCAAAAGAACCAACUAAACAUCAAUAUGAUUAUGAUGCUCAAACUGUAAUGGGAUUUCUUAGUUAUUAUAGUUUAAAUAAAGAUUUCAAACUUAAUAUUGAGCCUAAUCAUACAACUAUGGCUGGUCAUGCAUAUGAACAUGAUGUUGAAAUGUGUUCGCGUUAUGGUAUGCUUGGUUCAAUUGAUUCAAAUACUGGUGAUCCAUCACUUGGUUGGGAUACAGAUCAAUUUCCCAUGAAUUUACGUGAUUGUGCUUUCAUAAUGAAAACAAUUAUUACUCAAGGUGGACUUGCUCCUGGUGGUUUAAAUUUUGAUUGUAAAGUUCGUCGUGAAUCUACAAAUCUUCAAGAUAUGUUUAUAGCACAUAUUGGUGCUAUGGAUUGUUUUGCUUUAGCAUUACGUAAAAUGGCUUGUUUAUUUGAAGAUAAAAAAUAUGAUAAUUUAAUUAAACAGCGAUAUGCAUCAUAUAAUCAGACAGAUAUUGGUAAAAAAAUUGAAGAUGGAACAGCAACAUUUGAAGAAUUACAUGCAUUUAUUAAAAAGAAUGGUGAACCAACUAAAACAUCUGGUGAACAAGAAAAAUAUGAAUUUAUUUUUAAUCGAUAUUUAGAUUGA
Molecule: messenger RNA, 1332 nt
Organism: Rotaria sp. Silwood2
Lineage: Eukaryota; Metazoa; Rotifera; Eurotatoria; Philodinida; Philodinidae
Source: the annotation of a GenBank genome assembly